This is a messenger RNA of Fusarium poae, 1518 nucleotides long. RefSeq lists its product as uncharacterized. Lineage: Eukaryota; Fungi; Ascomycota; Sordariomycetes; Hypocreales; Nectriaceae. The transcript is spliced from 2 exons. Gene Ontology annotation, cellular component: cytosol. Gene Ontology annotation, molecular function: deaminase activity. The record is from RefSeq and is a predicted model, not a curated record. Bases 1 to 1518 code for a protein of 505 amino acids.
AUGCCAUCUUCAUCUAUGCGUAACGGUAGUUCUUUGUCCCACCGACUGCUACUGAAAGGUGGCACAGUCCUCUUGCACGAUAACGAAGACAACGUACAAGCUCUGGAAAGAGACAUCCUCAUUGAGAACAACCAAAUCGUCAAGAUAGCCUCAGAAAUUGGAGAUGUAGCCGAUGCAGAGUUGAUCGAGUGCUACUCAAAGAUUAUCUCGCCUGGCUUUAUCGACACGCAUCACCAUCUUUGGCAAACUCAACUCAAAGGAAGACACGCGAAUGAGCUUCUUCUCGACUACAUGGCCUCAGGGAACUUGCAGUCGUCGAACUACACCAAAGAAGACAUUUACUGGGGUCAGCUUGGUGGAUGUCUUGAAGCGAUCAAUGCUGGUACCACAACUGUUUUUGACCACUCGCAUGUAAACACCUUUGAAGGUGCUGCAUCAACUGCCAUUUCAGCCACUGCGUCAUCAGGCCUACGCAGCGUCUAUGGAUACUGCCCGACUGCUCGCGUUGCUUCAUGGUCGCCGUUCGAGAUGAACCAGGAAAUGAUCGCAUCAUGGGUUCUUCAAGAAUUGCGAAAGCUCGGGACUCAGGCUCCCUUCGGGGAUGGCCGAGUGACCAUGGGUUUGGCUUUUGACCUAUGGUUCUUGCCCGAACAGGUCGUUCAAGAACUCUUCCAAACAGCCCGAGAGGCCGGUAUCAAUCUGGCGACUACCCACGCUGUUCGCAACCAUCAGUUGAGCAUGAGUGAUGUCAUACAACAAGUCAAAAGUCAAGGCUUGUUGGACGAUCGAAUGCUGUUCAGCCACGCAAAUGGGUACCCCACCGAGAGUAUCCAAGCGUUGGUCGAUGCUGGAGCACAUAUUAGCAGUACACCUUCGACAGAGAUGCAAAUGGCGCUAGGAAAUCCAAUCUGCCUCGAUGAUGGUUACCCUAUGGCUCAAGCACAGUCGAGCUUGGGUAUCGACUGUCACAGUAACCAGGCUUCAAGUAUUGUCUACGAGAUGAGACUUGGUUUGCAAGCGUCACGGGCAAGUUAUAAUCAGAAACUUAUCAAUCAAGAAUUGGCCCCUCGGAGCAUUUCCAAGACGGUACAGGAUGCAUUCAACCUUGGUACAAUCCAAGGUGCCAGAGCGAUCGGAAUGCAAAGCCAGCUCGGUAGUAUAGCUGAAGGAAAAUUGGCAGACUUGGUCAUCUUUGACGCCAACACGCCUGAGCUGGUAUGUGCCGCUGAGCAAGACCCAUUGGCUGCUAUUGUUCUGCACAGUAGUAUCGGAAACGUCGACACAGUUAUCAUAGACGGAAUUGUGAGGAAGCGUGGGGGCAAGCUGGUUGAUGUGCAAGUGGAGGAUGGUAUGAAAGACGUUGCAGGCAAGAAACCCCUUGAUUGGAGAGACGUGGCCAAAGCCAUGAAAAAGUCCAGAAUGGAAAUUCUUGAGAGGGAGAAGAAACAGAACUUUGCAGAGUUGAAGCAGGGUGUUAUACGUAACCUUUUUGUCGAUGAAUCGAAGCUGCGAGACUAG